Molecule: messenger RNA, 6497 nt
Organism: Cynoglossus semilaevis (tongue sole)
Lineage: Eukaryota; Metazoa; Chordata; Actinopteri; Pleuronectiformes; Cynoglossidae
Gene: dicer1
Product: dicer 1, ribonuclease type III
Exons: 29
Coding region: 423-6164 (1913 amino acids)
Biological process (GO): apoptotic DNA fragmentation; siRNA processing; pre-miRNA processing
Cellular component (GO): nucleus; RISC-loading complex; cytoplasm
Molecular function (GO): ATP binding; RNA binding; deoxyribonuclease I activity
Source: RefSeq, a predicted model, not a curated record
UUCCCAGGACACCCAUAGGAAUAGAGCUGGCCCUGCGUGGUGUAAGUUAGGAACGAGUCGUUACGCAAUUUCCUUUUUGGCGUCGCAGAGGCCUAAGUAUAAGGAAGUGGUCCCGCCGUGGACUAACAGCUACCACAUCGACACGACAAGGGUGACUGGUAGUGAGGAUACGCCGCGUCUGGUCCGAGGUACAGUUUGAACGACACGACCGAGACAAAAACAGAGCUCUGGUCUAUUUCAACCCAAGCGUGAAGAGCAUCUGGUGUUGAAGUAGAAUAUUUUAUCAUGUGGAACAUAUGUUGGCUUGUGCCUAUCAGAAAAUUCCCAGCUGCUACCUUGAACUAGUGAACAACGGGGGGGGAAAUGAAAUGAGAUAGAGUGAGCGACCGGAGGAGCCCAGCCCCUAUCUCCACCUUUCCAGAAUGGCAGGUUUACAGCUGGUCACCCCUGCUACUUCACCCAUGGGGCCUUUCUUUGGUCUGCCAUGGCAGCAGGAGGCCAUCCAUGAUAACAUUUACACACCUAGGAAAUAUCAGGUAGAACUUCUUGAAGCAGCUCUUGAACAUAAUACUAUUGUCUGCUUGAACACUGGCUCAGGGAAGACCUUUAUCGCAGUACUCCUAGUAAAAGAGCUCUCCUACCAAAUUCGAGGAAAUUACCUAGGACAUGCAAAGAGGACUGUUUUUCUGGUAAACACAGCUUCAACUGCAGUGCAGCAAGCAGCUGCUAUUAGGACCCACUCUGACCUGGAGGUGGGAGAAUACACAGAUUUGGGGAAAGCAACAGAAUGGACUGACCAACACUGGGGUCAAGAGAUUAUUAACAAUCAGGUGCUGGUCAUGACCUGCCAUGUAUUCCUGUACAUUUUGAAGAAAAAAAUCUUGCUUUUGUCCAAAAUUAACCUGGUGGUGUUUGAUGAUUGUCACCUAGCCAUCACAAACCAUCCUUACUGUGAGAUAAUGAAGCUGUUUGAAGGCUGCUCGUGCUCUCCUCGAAUCCUGGGACUCACGGCGUCUAUUCUAAAUGGGAAAUGUGAUCCUUCGGAAUUGGAGCAGAAGAUCCUGAAUCUGGAGAGAAUUCUCAAAAGCAAUGCUGAAACUGCCACAGACCUUGUGGUUCUGGACAGGUAUGCCUCUCAGCCAAGAGAAGUCGUGCUGGAUUGUGGCGUCUACACAGACAAAAGUGGACUUUCUUCCCAACUGCAGCUGGAGCUGGACGAAGCUCUUCACUUUCUGAACGACUGCAACAUCUCUGUCACCAGAGAAGACAGAGAUCCUACGUUCAUCUCCAAGCAGAUCCUGAGUGACUGCCAGGCUGUGCUUCAAGUCCUGGGGCCCUGGUGUGCCGACAAGGCAGCAGGCAUUAUGGUCCGGGAGCUUCAGAAAUAUAUAAAACAUGAACAGGAGGAACUCGGUCGCAAGUUCCUGCUCUUCACAGACACAACUCUGCGCAAAGUGCAUGCUCUCUGUGAGGAGCACUUCUCUCCCGCCUCACUGGACCUCAAGUUUGUCACCCCGAAGGUUCUGCGGCUGUUGGAGAUCCUCCAUGAAUACAAGCCCUUUGAACGACAGCAGUUUGAGAGCGUCGAGUGGUACAACAACCGCAACCAGGACAAUUACGUGUCCUGGAGUGACUCGGAGGAUGAAGACGAAGAUGAAGAGGUGGAGUCCAAAGAUAGGCCUGAAGCCAACUUUCCCUCACCGUUCACCAAUAUUUUGUGUGGGAUCAUUUUCGUGGAGAGGCGUUACACGGCCGUUGUCCUCAAUCGUCUUAUUAAGGAAGCUGGGAAGCAGGAUCCAGAGUUGGCUUACAUCAGCAGCAACUUCAUCACUGGCCACAGCAUUGGCAAAAACCAGCCUCGGAACAAACAGAUGGAGGCGGAGUUUAGGAAACAAGAGGAGGUUCUACGCAAGUUUCGAGCCCAUGAAACCAACCUCCUUAUUGCCACCAGCAUUGUGGAGGAAGGUGUGGAUAUCCCAAAGUGUAACCUGGUCGUGCGGUUUGACCUGCCCACUGAGUACAGGUCCUAUGUCCAGUCCAAAGGCAGAGCUCGUGCACCAGUCUCCAACUACAUAAUGCUGGCCGACACGGAGAGGACCCAAGGCUUUAAAGAAGACCUCACAACGUAUAAGGCCAUAGAGAAGAUUCUAAGGAACAAAUGUUCAAAAUCACUGGAGGUGAGUGAGUUUGAGGUGGAACAGGUGAUGGACGAUGACAACAUUCUCCCACCCUACGUGCUUCGUUCUGAGGAUGGCAGCCCCCGGGUCACUAUCAACACAGCCAUUGGACACAUCAACAGAUACUGUGCUCGGCUGCCCAGCGACCCAUUCACCCACUUGGCACCCAAAUGUAGAACUAUGGAGAUGCUCGAUGGAUUCUUCCAGUCUACGCUCUACUUACCCAUCAACUCGCCCCUGCGGAUUCCUAUUAAGGGUCCCAAAAUGACCUGUGCCAGGCUCGCAGAGAAAGCUGUUGCUCUUUUGUGCUGCGAAAAACUCCACAAAAUAGGUGAGUUGGAUGAUCACCUGAUGCCGGUGGGAAAGGAGACUGUCAAAUAUGAGGAGGAGAUGGACCUCCACGAUGAGGAAGAGACAAGUGUCCCUGGCCGCCCUGGUUCUACCAAGAGGAGACAAUGCUAUGCUAAAGCUAUUCCUGAGUGUCUGCGGGACAGUUAUGCUGUUCUUGGCCAGACCUACUACCUUUAUGUGAUUGGGAUGGUUCUUACCACUCCACUACCAGAUGAACUCAACUUCCGCAGGAGGAAGCUCUACCCACCAGAGGACACCACCCGGUGCUUUGGCAUCCUGACUGCGAAACCCAUACCUCGUAUCCCUUAUUUCCCAGUGUACACUCGCUCGGGUGAGGUGACGAUCUCCAUUGAGCUGCAGAAGUCUGGCUUCACCCUCACUGAUACCCAGCUUGACCUCAUCACACGACUGCACCAAUACAUCUUUUCCCACAUUCUGCGCCUGGAGAAACCUGCAUUGGAGUUCAAGCCCACACUAGCUGACUCGGCUUACUAUGUUCUACCUCUGAAUGUUGUUGGGGACUCCAACACCCUUGAUAUGGACUUUAAGUUCAUGGAAAACAUUGAGAAGUCCGAGGCCCGAACUGGCAUUCCCACCACUCAUUACACAAAGCAGAACCCCUUCAGCUUCAAGUUAGAGGACUACCAGGAUGCUGUGAUCAUUCCAAGGUAUCGUAAUUUCGACCAGCCUCACCGCUUCUAUGUGGCGGAUGUGUACACAGAUCUGACGCCACUCAGCAAGUUUCCAUCACCAGAGUACGAGACGUUUGCAGAGUACUACAAAACCAAGUACAAUCUGGAUUUGUCCAACCUGAACCAGCCCCUCUUGGACGUAGACCACACCUCCUCGAGACUCAAUCUGUUGACCCCUCGUCACCUGAACCAGAAGGGCAAAGCUCUACCACUGAGCAGUGCAGAGAAGAGGAAGGCCAAGUGGGAAAGUCUGCAGAACAAACAGAUUCUUGUUCCAGAGCUGUGUGCCAUUCACCCCAUUCCUGCCUCCCUGUGGAGAAAGGCAGUGUGUCUUCCCAGCAUCCUCUACCGCCUCCACUGCCUCCUGACCGCUGAGGAGCUGAGGGCUAAGACGGCAACGGAAGCAGGAGUGGGAACUCAGUCCCUUCCAUCUGACUUCAGGUAUUCAAACCUGGACUUUGGCUGGAAGAGAUCGAUUGACAACAAAACGUUCAUCUCCUGCCAAGAGUUUUGUAACGAGGAUGAUGAGGGUCACUGUGAACAACAAGAGGCUACAGCCCAUGACUCCAGUAACCUCACGCAAUCAUGUAUUGACCACUCUCCUGUGCUUGAGCACGGACACCAUGUUGACCCUGAGCCUGAAGACCCUCACUGCACCAGGCAUUUUACUAACGGCACUACCCCUGUAGCACACUCUGACACCAGCAGUCAGAAAGACGAGCACCUUCAUCACCAAGACAAUUGCCAAUUUUCCCAGCCCAACGAGCCUGUGCCGCAGAGCUCCAAAUCAAUGCAAACCACUACCUCAGUUUCUGCACGGCCCUCGGACAUCUUGACGAAGCCCAGCCCCAGCCCCACACAGCCUAGUGACAAAUGUACACCUGAAAGCACCUCACUCAACACAAGUAAAGCUACCUCAGUCUGCAGCCAGGUUGCUAUGGGUCCCAGCACAGCCACAGCACCUUCAUCUGACCUACCCUCUGGCAACAAGUGCAGAGUCCUGGCAGAAAACACCUCCAAAAGUCUGGGACCCAACCCCGGCCUCAUUCUGCAGGCCUUGACUCUUUCGAAUGCAAGCGAUGGCUUCAAUUUGGAGCGGCUGGAGAUGCUUGGCGACUCCUUCCUUAAGCAUGCCAUAACGACAUACCUGUUCUGUACCUACCCUGAUGCCCAUGAGGGACGACUCAGCUACAUGCGCAGCAAAAAGGUGAGCAACUGUAACCUAUAUCGCCUUGGGAAGAAGAAAGGCCUUCCCAGCAGGAUGGUGGUGUCCAUUUUUGAUCCUCCGGUCAACUGGCUCCCUCCUGGUUAUGUGGUGAACCAGGACAAAGGUGGCUCUGACAAACAGGACUCGGCGGCCAAUGAAGAACUUCUGACCAAUGGGCAGUGUGGGACCACCUAUGCUGACGACGACGAUGAUGAUGAUGAUGAUGAGGAGGAGGCUGAGGAGAUGGAUGAAGACAGUGAGGUUAUGCUCAAGGCUGAGCCAAAGGAAGAAGUGAACAUUGAAGAUGAUUUGGAAUACUACAAAGAACACAUUAGGUUCAUUGAUAGCAUGUUGUUGGGAUCGGGUGCAUUUGCCAAGAAGAUCUCUCUAAAUGCUUUCCCUCCCUCCUCGACACCGGGCUCUGGUUCCUCACCUGCUAUGGAUUCUCCAUACGAUUGGAAGACCCCCAAAAAGCCUCACCAUCCCACCACAGGCCCCUACCCCUCAGACACAUCCUUCAGCGGACUGUCUUUAGAGGAGUUUGACUACAGCUCAUGGGAUGCCAUGUGCUACCUGGACCCCAGCAAAGCUGGAGAAGAGGAUGACUUUGUGGUGGGCUUUUGGAACCCGUCGGAGGAAAACUGUGGUGUUGAGCUGGGUAAGCAGUCAAUCUCGUACGACCUGCACACGGAGCAGUGCAUCGCUGAUAAAAGCAUCGCUGACUGUGUGGAAGCUCUGCUCGGAUGCUAUCUCACCAGCUGUGGAGAGAGGGCCGCACAGAUGUUCCUCUGCUCCCUUGGCCUCAAGGUGUUACCAUCGGAGAAGGGGGCUCUAACACAAAUGCUGAUGCGGAACUGUCAGAAUAUGGCUGUAGACCUGUGCUACGGCUGGUUAAAGAUUCCACCGCGUUGCAUGUUGAGCCAUCCAGAUGCCGAGCGAACCCUGAAUCACCUCAUCUCUGGCUUUGAGAACUUUGAAAGAAAGAUCAACUACACCUUUCAGAACAAGGCAUACCUCCUGCAAGCCUUCACCCACGCUUCCUACCAUUACAACACUAUCACUGAUUGUUACCAGCGUCUGGAGUUCCUUGGUGAUGCAAUUCUAGACUACCUCAUAACAAAGCACCUUUAUGAAGACCCAAGGCAGCACUCUCCCGGCGUGUUGACCGACCUGCGCUCUGCGCUCGUGAAUAACACCAUCUUUGCAUCUCUGGCUGUAAAGUAUGAUUACCACAAGUACUUCAAGGCCAUUUCGCCCGAGCUUUUCCGCGUCAUUGAUGACUUUGUGCAGUUUCAGCUGGAAAAGGAUGAGAUGCAAGGCAUGGAUUCAGAGCUAAGACGCUCUGAGGAAGACGAGGAGAAGGAGGAGGACAUCGAAGUCCCCAAAGCCAUGGGUGAUAUCUUUGAGUCAUUAGCUGGAGCCAUUUACAUGGACAGCAUGAUGUCACUGGAGACGGUGUGGCAAGUUUAUUUUCCGAUGAUGAGGCCUCUUAUUGAUAAAUUCUCUGCCAAUGUGCCGCGCUCUCCUGUGAGGGAGCUCCUUGAGAUGGAGCCAGAAACUGCCAAAUUCAGCCCUGCAGAAAGAACGUAUGAUGGAAAGGUGCGAGUGACAGUGGAGGUCGUUGGGAAAGGGAAGUUCAAAGGUGUUGGUCGCAGCUACCGGAUUGCCAAGUCGGCAGCGGCACGGCGAGCUCUGCGCAGCCUUAAAGCCAAUCAACCUCAGGUCCAAAACAAUUGAGCUUCUUCUACUUCAAACACUCAGCGUUAGCUCCUAGGCUACAGACGUCUAAACAGAGAGAAAGUGGCAGGUUUGGCUUCUCGGCAAAUGCUGCUGCAUGUCUUGUGUCUCCGGCCGGCAGUGGUUCAACUUGGGCAGCAGAAGAAUCAAAUUGAUCUCACAGUGAAUUACGUAUUGAAUCUUUUACCCUCUUUUUGCGCAUACACAAUCUUUGUUUCCCCAGUCUUUUUGUGUAAGUACAUGAGUGGUCUGUUAACAUUUAGCCCAGUGUUUGUCAAAAGGCCUGGUCACAGAAACCUAUUUCUUUUCACUUAUAAAAACAAAAAAAAAGAA